AUGGUUAACCAAUCAUCUUUCAAGAUACUCCAACAGUAUUCCAGAUCACCAACAACACUACUGCGAUCCACUUCAUCUUACAGUCCAUGUAUGACAUCAUAUCGAUUCCAAAGGGCUUUAUCCAAUGACAUAUUAUCAACGACAAAGCCAUAUGGACAUUAUUCAUCGGUGUUAUCAUUCUCAUCUUCAACUGAAUCGGAUCACCUUUUCUCAUCCAAUCGAUCCAACUUCAAGGAAAUCCCAGUCAACCCUUCAAUACUCUCUUACAUUGAGAAUAUUGGGAUAGGUAUUCCCAAACGUAUUCCAGUGAAGCGGCGAUUGAAUAGAUUACGAAAGAAGAACAGUGCUAAUAGAAAUUAUAGUCGACGCAAUAGUAAGAGUGAAUUCUUGACGAGAGAAGAAGAGGCAGAGAGCUUAUCACCAAGCAUUCGACGAUUGCCAUCACGAAUACCACCUCCACCAUUUGCCAUGCCGCCACAAUCCAAACCAAGACGGAACGACGCAAUGAUAGAGACAGAAAGUAAAUCGCACCGCAAAAAGCCCAUCGAUGGCAAGAAGAACACAAGAGGCAACGAUAAGAACAAGAAGAGGAAUCAUAGCAACAAUAAAUCUGCAAAGCAAACUAGCAACGAGCAGCAACCUCUGCAGCAACCACAACAACAACCGCAGCAACGAUCGAUUCGAAGAUAUCCAGUAAAGUGCAUAGCGAGUGUUGGAACGGCAGAGGAAUCAUUCCCAACGGGAUCAUUGAAGGUUCCGGAAGUGGCAAUAGCAGGACGGUCCAACGUAGGAAAGUCAACCUUGUUGAAUGCGCUCUUGUACGGGAAUCACCCCAAGGCAAGUCAGGAGCAGGACGGUAAUGGUGACGAAUCCAUACCUUCCCAUCGAAAUCAACGUCGUGGCAAAGGUCCGAAACCCACGGCCCGAACUGCCAAGCUUCCAAAGGGUCUCAAAGCAGCAACUUCUUCCAAGCCUGGACAGACGCGAACCAUUGACUUUUAUCGACUCACUGCCAAGACUAGUACCACUAGUACCAUUACUCCCAAGAAUGAUGAAGCAGCAGGCGAUAAUACCUCUGAAGAUGAAUCGUCAUCAGUAGAAGAAACACUACACACCACAACGAAAAUCUCACUGCAAUUGGUGGACUUGCCUGGAUAUGGCUUUGCGUAUGCUACGGACGACAAGAUGGAAGCCUGGAAGUCCUUGAUGCAAGAUUAUAUUUUAAAUCGGGGUAAGCCAUUGAAAAGGAUUCUCUUGCUGAUUGAUGCCCGACAUGGUAUGAAGAUUGCAGAUGUGGAAUUCAUGGAAUCGCUCCAAGAGGCUCUUAAGAAGCAAGCAGCCUCCUCUAAGAAUCAUCCGUCAGCCAAGAAGAAACGAGAAUUGCCACCCAUUCAGAUUGUCUUGACCAAAUGCGACUUGGUGUCUCAAGCUGAUCUGGCAAGGCGAGUCACUCAAGUCCGACAACAACUUUCUGAUAGCUUAAUCAGACAGCCUAGUGCACUUCCUGUCAUGCUCGUCAGUGCGCAAAUGGAAGGCCAACGAGGAGUACUUGAGCUACAAAAGGAACUGGCUUCCUUGGUUCCUGGAAUCAUUGGUGCUAAAGAUGCAGUAGUCGCAUGA
Messenger RNA from Cylindrotheca closterium, 1620 nucleotides. NCBI's taxonomy places the organism in Eukaryota, Bacillariophyta, Bacillariophyceae, Bacillariales, Bacillariaceae. The record is from the annotation of a GenBank genome assembly.